UUCCUCCAUCUUCCGUUACCUCCUCCUACUUCCCUCCUUGCUCCGUUCACAUGAACUAAACCCUUCAUAAACCCUAAAUUCUUCUCAUUUAGUUUGAUUGAUUCCUCUUUGAAUUUCUCUUUGUAUGCAAAAUAACUUUUUUUGUACCUUUUGUCAAUUUUUUAAUUCGAGAUUAUACUAAGUUUUGUAAUAGAUUACGCAUGUCUACAUGAAGAUGCUCUUAAGAAAUCCAGGAAUAACACUUUGUAUUCGUACAAAGUGUUGUCAGAUUUUCAAUAUUUCUAAGAACCUGUCUUCCUUCUCAGAUGGGCCUUCUUCUGAAUUGUAUAAGAAAUCUGUUCCCUUUGUGGGUAAAAGUAGUAUUCAAGAAAACCCAAGUAGAAUUGAAGGGGUGAGAAAAGAAGUGGAUGAUGUGUGUUGUGUCUUGGAGAGUGGUCCUUGGGGGCCGGCCCUCGAACAUGCUCUGUCUCUGCUCAAUGAGAAACCUCAACCUGGCUUGGUCAUUGGGGUUUUGAGAAAGUUGAAGGAUGUCAAUCUAGCAAUAAAUUACUUUCGAUGGGCUGAGAGGAAAACAGACCAAGCACAUUGUCCAGAAGCGUACAAUUCACUUCUCAUGGUAAUGGCUCGGAAUAAGAAGUUUGAUUGCCUGGAACAGAUUCUUGGAGAAAUGAGUGUUGCAGGAUUUGGCCCGUCUAAUGACACGUGCAUUGAGUUGGUAGUUAGCUGUGUCAAGUCCCACAGGUUAAGAGAAGCUUUUGAUAUUAUACAAACAAUGAGAAAGUUCAAAUUCCGGCCAGCCUUCUCAGCUUAUACGACUCUAAUUGGUGCUUUAUCUGCUGUCUUUGAAUCUGACCUUAUGCUCACUUUGUUUCAGCAGAUGCAAGAGCUAGGUUAUGAAGUCAGUGUCCAUUUGUUUACUACACUUAUUCGCGUCUUUGCCAAGGAAGGCCGGGUUGAUGCUGCGCUUUCUCUGUUGGAUGAGAUGAAGAGCAACUCUUUUGAAGCAGACAUUGUUCUUUAUAAUGUCUGUAUAGACUGCUUUGGUAAGGUGGGUAAGGUGGAUAUGGCAUGGAAAUUCUUUCAUGAGACGAAAGCACAAAGCCUAAUUCCUGAUGAUGUGACUUACACAAGCAUGAUAGGUGUUCUCUGCAAAGCAAAUAGGCUACAAGAAGCUGUAGAAUUAUUUGAGCAGAUGGAGCAGAAUAGAAAGGUCCCCUGUGCUUAUGCCUAUAACACCAUGAUCAUGGGUUAUGGCUCAGCAGGAAAGUUUGAUGAAGCAUACAGUUUACUAGAAAGACAAAAGGAAAAGGGGUCCGUUCCGAGUGUCAUCGCAUAUAACUGCAUUCUUACUUGCCUUGGGAAGAAGGGGAAAGUGGAGGAGGCAUUGAGGAUCUUUGAGGAGAUGAAGAAAGAUGCAGUGCCCAACCCUCCAACGUAUAAUAUUCUUAUAGACAUGCUUUGUAAGGAAGGAAAUCUUGAGGAUGCUUUUAGGGUUCGAGAUGCCAUGAAAGAAGCUUGCUUGUAUCCCAAUGUUAUUACUGUAAACAUAAUGGUUGAUCGACUGUGUAAAGCACAAAAACUUGAUGAUGCUUGUUCUAUUUUUUAUGGAAUGGAUCACAAAGUUUGCUGCCCAAAUGAGGUUACAUUUUGCUCGCUUAUAGAUGGCUUGGGCAAGCAUGGCAGAGUAGAUGAUGCUUACAGACUUUAUGAGAAGAUGUUGGAUGCUAAUAAGAUUCCAAAUGCCGUUGUAUAUACAUCCCUCAUCAGGAACUUCUUCAAGUGCGGCAGGAGGGAGGAUGGUCAUAAGAUGUAUAAAGAAAUGCUUCGCAGGGGCUGCCCUCCUGAUCUUAUGCUCCUCAAUACCUACAUGGAUUGUGUUUUUAAAGCUGGAGAAAUUGAGAAGGGUAGGGCUUUAUUUGAGGAGAUAAAGGCUCAGGGAUUCAUUCCAGAUGUACAAAGCUAUUCAAUUCUGAUUCAUUGCCUUGUGAAAGCAGGUUUUGCGCAUGAGACCUAUCAGUUGUUUCAUGCAAUGAAGGAGCAAGGCUGUGUUUUGGACACCCGUGCUUACAACACUGUGAUUGAUGGAUUCUGCAAGUCAGGUAAGGUGAACAAAGCUUACCAGCUGCUAGAGGAAAUGAAGACAAAGGGUCACCAACCCACUGUUGUUACCUAUGGUUCUGUCAUUGAUGGUCUUGCUAAGAUUGACAGGCUUGAUGAAGCAUACAUGCUCUUUGAAGAAGCAAAAUCACAGGGCAUAGAGUUGAAUUUAGUUAUCUAUAGUAGUCUUAUUGACGGGUUUGGGAAAGUUGGUAGAAUAGAUGAAGCAUAUCUAAUUUUAGAAGAGCUGAUGCAGAGAGGUUUGACACCUAAUGUAUACACAUGGAAUUGCUUGCUUGAUGCUUUGGUGAAAGCAGAAGAGGUUAAUGAAGCCCUUAUCUGCUUCCAGUCUAUGAAGGACUUGAAAUGCACUCCCAACCACAUUACUUAUAGCAUUCUCAUAAAUGGUCUUUGCAGGAUUAGAAAAUUCAAUAAGGCCUUUGUCUUUUGGCAAGAGAUGCAAAAGCAAGGUUUAAAACCCAAUACCAUCACUUACACCACCAUGAUCUCAGGACUUGCAAAGGCUGGUAAUGUUGUAGAAGCUCAUGGACUCUUUGAGAGGUUUAAAGCUGAUGGGGGUAUACCUGAUUCUGCCUGCUAUAAUGCUAUCAUAGAGGGGUUAAGCAGUGCAAAUAGGGCAAUAGAUGCAUAUACACUUUUCGAGGAAACUCGACUGAAAGGUUUUAAUAUUUAUACCAAAACCUGUGUUGUUCUUUUAGAUGCACUGCACAAGGCUGAAUGCCUUGAGCAGGCAGCAAUCGUAGGGGCUGUCCUGAAGGAAACAGCCAAGUCUCAACAUGCUUCCAAAUAUUGGUAACUUGUUUCUGUUAGGUGUUGGAGCAAUCUGUUAAC
Molecule: messenger RNA, 2949 nt
Organism: Theobroma umbraticum
Lineage: Eukaryota; Viridiplantae; Streptophyta; Magnoliopsida; Malvales; Malvaceae
Product: Tetratricopeptide repeat (TPR)-like superfamily protein
Molecular function (GO): protein binding
Source: RefSeq, a predicted model, not a curated record